Heterobilharzia americana is the source of this 3345-nucleotide messenger RNA. Lineage: Eukaryota; Metazoa; Platyhelminthes; Trematoda; Strigeidida; Schistosomatidae. The record is from the annotation of a GenBank genome assembly.
AGCUAUUUCCGCACACGAUCCUCUCGUCAAAAGUGAUACAAAGGAUGGACAAAUUUACGACUCGUUCACAACUUCUGUAUAAAUUUAUAUGUGGAUACUAAAGCACCUUAUACUGAUCUCAGUUUUCGGGAUUUAUCCAGUCUUCUGUGAUGUAAAAAGUAGUCACCUUCCUACAAUAUGUCAUCAUGGUAUGAUAAACACUUCUGAAGUUGCAACUCAUGUGAUGUCUCCUAAUAAUCGACGAAUUAGUCGUCGUAGCGUACCAGCGGAAUUGAGAAUUCAUACUCACUAUGAUAGAUCGAUCAAAUCUCUUAGAAAUUUUCUCCAUAUCAAGAAGGAUAUAAUUGAAGUAGCAAUUAAUUUCUGGGAAGAUGCUCUUUUAUUACGUCAAUUUCAGACUUCACCUAGUAGGCUUACACUUGAAAGAGUUUGCGUUGACGGUCUCACGAAGCUCGAAAUGUUUAAUGAUCAGCUUUUAACUUUUUGUGCUAAUGGGUGUGUGGAGUGGACAAAAUGUGGACCUGUAAACAUUCCAGUAUCGCAUCUUAAUCAAUGUAGGUUUAUUUACAAUGGAACAUCUGUAAUAUCGGGUCAUAAAGGAGAAGGUGUAUAUCACGCUAACUUCAUACUCUAUAUUUCAUCUUUGGGAACCCACAGAUGUAAUACUGCAAAAGUUUUGGGUUAUGCUGCACAUUGUCAACUUGAAGCUAACACUGAUCGCCCUGUUGCUGGUUACAUCAAUUUUUGUCCAGGUACAUUAAGCCAUGAAUAUAGUGAUAAAAUGCGCUCACUGUUCGUCACAACUCAUGAGAUAUUGCAUGCACUGGGAUUUUCUACGAGUCUGUUUGCAUUCUAUCGGGAUAAGCAUAAUCGGCCACUGACACCUCGUGAUCCAACUACACUUAAACCUGCAUUUGGUUGGUAUCCAGGAAAAAAAGGUCAAGUAUAUCAAUGGAGUGAUAAGGUGGUUCGAACAGUUAACCGUACUUGGUUAAGCGCUUUUGGAACUUUUCAAAAAUUGGCUCACAUUGUGGUUUUACCGACAGUUGUAAGCGUCGCUCGAAAAUUCUUUGACUGCUCAACUCUUGACGGUGUGGAGCUAGAAGAUGAAGAUGAAGAUGGAGUGUUUUUAACUCACUGGGAGAAACGUUUGCUUGAGAAUGAUCUUAUGACGGCUACAUUCACCAAUUCAUAUCGUAUUUCACCGAUCACCCUGGCAAUGAUGGAAGACACUGGAUGGUACUUAGCGAACUACGCAUUAUCUCAAUCUUUCAGUUGGGGGAAAGGUAAGGGUUGUACUUUUGCCACCGGCAGUUGUUUAGAAUACAUGUUACAGCAAAAUAAUCGGGGUCAAUCAAUCUCACCAUUCUGUCAACAAUUACAAAUUUCUUCAGGUUUAAAAAAUAAGAACAGUGGAUUACAAGUUAGCUGUACACCCGAUGGAGAAAGUUAUGGAUUUUGUAAUCUUAUUGAAUACUCUAAACCACUGCCUAACAAAUAUGUAUAUUUUGUCGAAAAAAAUUUCUCAGUGUUUCAGUCCAACAAUAAGAUCAAUUUAGGCACCGGUAGCUUUGAUAAUGAACAUCCUUUGGUUAAAAUAGGUGGCAAAAUAGCUUUGGCUAACUACUGUCCAUACCACCAGGAAAUAGAGUGGGAAGAUAAUGGAGGUAAAGCAGUGGCUAACACUCAUUGUCAUGCACCAACUAAUCUUCUAGACCCGCAUAAUAACUUCAAACUUGAACGAUUUGGUAUGAACUCUAUAUGUGUAGAACAUAGCUCCAAGUGGCAUUUAACAAAUGAAGAUUCAUUAUUUGUACCACCAGUGGAAGGUGCUGGCUGUUAUACGUUUCGGUGUUCUCCGAGUGAAGGAGGUCUAGUGCUGGAAAUGGCUGGGGGUAUAUCAGUUCCUUGUGGAGUCACAGGAAAACUUAGUGAAGUUAAUGCUUGUCUAACAAAACAAAGUCUUACUGUGAAUGGAAAACUCACUUGUCCAGAUUGUAGAAUUCUCUGUCCACUAUCGGAGUGCCCACAAAUCUAUUCAAAGUCAUCAGAAAAUAUAGCACCCAACAGAUCGGAUUUUUCUCAUUCCUACUCCGUUUUAUCUACAUUUUCCACAAACAUGUUCAGUCCUAAAUCACGAACUAUACAUUAUCACUAUUCUUGGUUAGAUAUUAAUGAAACUAAGUCUAUUGUUGAGAAUCCCAUGUACAUAUUUGAAGGUUCUAAAUUAAAACGAGGUGUUGUUAUACAACAAGCUAUUCUACCUGGUCGAUGUUUAGUAAGUAUGGCGUGCUUACCUCUUUCUUCGUCACCAUCUCUUUACUUAUUUGUUGUGAUGUUAUCUUGGUGCUUUUACGUGUAGGUUUUUAUGUCUCUUUGAUUCGCAGAAAGAUGUAUUUCUGAUUUCAAUUAAACAGUUAUCUAACAUUUUUACAACGAAACAUUUUGAAUAACACACAACCUUCUCUUCCCGGAGUACUUUUUUCUUAUAAUGUAAACAGAAUAAAAGUCCUUUUUGUAUAGAAGUGAAUGAAUUCCACAGAAUAAUGCGAAAGGUAAUGUAGGUAAAUAAUUGUACUUGUAUGUGUGCAUAUGCGUGUGCUCAAAUAAAAAAAAUAUAUAUACAACAUGAAAACUAAGUUCAUACUAUCUACCGUCUUUAUUCCCUUCAUAAUCUACAAAGAAUCUUUAUCACAGAAAUAUAAUUAUUAGAAAGAAAAAUAAUGCUGAUAAUUUAAUGAACAUGUGUUCACAUCACAUCUAUGAUAAUCUCAAUUAAAGGUUUUAAAAUUUCUCGAUAGUUCUAUUAAUUUACUGACAGAAAAUCUGAUGUAUCAGUUUCAUUCACCGCAGAUAAGUAAGCUUAUUUUAGUUAUUGAAAAAGUGAUUUUCUUUUUCACCCCCUUAUCGCAAUCAAAAUAGUAAUACUAUUCAUAUUAUUAUUAUCACUAUUAUUGUUGACACUACUAUCACUGCUACCGUUAUUCAUGAGAGUAAUUACCUCUCUCCUAAUUUAUGUCUGUGCUAUGUUUAAACAUGUUUAUCAUGCAUUUUUCUACACUGACCAACACAUUUAUUGAUAUUUAUAGUUAGUUGGUUGAUAAUAGUAAUACAAAUUCAUUGAAACACUUAUCACUAUGUCUUGCUUCAAUCGACUUUAUAGACCAAUAAACAAUAUGAUAUUAUAGCCGCCUGAAUAUUUACAGAAUUAGGAGUAAGAGUGAUAAUGAUGGCAGUAUUGGCAGAAUUAGCAAUAAUACCCUAUAUGCAAACUUUUGCUUGAAAAUCUGAUUAUUCAUUUUCUCCAUUCAUUUGGGUUGUUGUGAGGGUGAGUUGAGUAUAUAU